Molecule: messenger RNA, 2139 nt
Organism: Rosa chinensis
Lineage: Eukaryota; Viridiplantae; Streptophyta; Magnoliopsida; Rosales; Rosaceae
Product: protein FAR1-RELATED SEQUENCE 5-like
Exons: 2
Coding region: 1-2139 (712 amino acids)
Biological process (GO): regulation of DNA-templated transcription
Molecular function (GO): zinc ion binding
Source: RefSeq, a predicted model, not a curated record
AUGGAGUCAGAGGAUGAUCAAGUUUAUAUUCCUCAAGUAAAGGCAGAGCUGAUGCCUAUAUUGCACCAAGAGUUUGAAACAAUAGAUGAUGUUGUUGCUUUCUACAAUAGAUAUGCAAAAGAAGCAGGGUUUAGUAUCAGAAGUCAUUCUAGUGCAACCAACAAAGAUAAUACCCAACUUAUGAGGAAGGAGUACGUCUGUUAUAAGCAAGGAACUUCCAAAGUUGAAGGAGAAAAACGUAAGAGAGGAUUACCAAAAGUGGGUUGUAAAGCAAGAAUUGCAGCUGUGAGAAAGAAGGAGUCUGGGAGAUAUGCAAUCUCUGUAUUUGUCGAGGGUCAUAACCACCCAUUAACAAGCCCACCUAGAGCAGGUGGCAUUGAGAAUAUUGGUUGUACACAGCGUGAUCUGUAUAAUUAUGGAAGAACUUGUCGUGAAGCGAAGAAGGGGCAUGAUGGAGAUCUAUUGUACAUGCAUUUUCAAAAUGAGAAAGAAAAAGAUCCUUCUUUUGUCUAUACAAUGGAGUCAGAUGAGGAAAACAGAGUAACAAGGUGCUUUUGGGCUGACUCAAUUUCAAGACGAGCUUACAGCUUUUAUGGAGAUGUAAUUAUCUUUGAUACUACAUACAACACAAAUCGGUAUGGAAUGAUUUUUGCACCAUUCACUGGUGUUAAUAAUCAUGGGCAGACAAUCAUCUUUGCUUGUGCAUUCUUAAAUGAUGAGACAGCCGAUUCUUUUGUUUGGUUAUUCAAGGAACUUCUAAAUGAGAAAGAAAAAGAUCCUUCUUUUGUCUAUACAAUGGAGUCAGAUGAGGAAAACAGAGUAACAAGGUGCUUUUGGGCUGACUCAAUUUCAAGACGAGCUUACAGCUUUUAUGGAGAUGUAAUUAUCUUUGAUACUACAUACAACACAAAUCGGUAUGGAAUGAUUUUUGCACCAUUCACUGGUGUUAAUAAUCAUGGGCAGACAAUCAUCUUUGCUUGUGCAUUCUUAAAUGAUGAGACAGCCGAUUCUUUUGUUUGGUUAUUCAAGGAACUUCUAACUGCUAUGCUAGGAAAUGCACCAGAAAAUGCCCCCAAAAUGAUUAUUACUGACCAAGAUCCUGCUAUGACUAAAGCCAUUUCAGAAGCACUCCCACAAACAUUUCAUAGAUAUUGUAGUUGGCACAUUCUAAAUAAAUUUUCUGAAAAGCUAGAUCCGAUUAAAUAUCGGGAUUACUACCAAGACUUUCAUAGCUGCAUAUGGAAUUCAAGUAGUAAAGAGGAGUUUGACUCAAGAUGGAUUGAAAUUACUAAGAAGAGUGGGUUGAGUGAUAACAAGUGGUUGGAGUCAAUAUAUGAAAUUCGUUCGUCAUGGAUACCAGCACAUGUAAAUCAUGUUUUCUCAGCAGGAAUGUCAAGUAGUCAAAGAGCUGAGAGUCAACAUUCUUUCUUCAAAAAUUAUGUUUCUGAUCAGAAUUCGUUGGUGGAAUUUAUGGUUCAGUUUAAGAGGGGACUUCUUCACCAACGCCAUUAUGAGUUAGAGGAGGAUCAUAUUAAUAUUGAUGAGAAGCCAAAAACUGUCAUGUCCCUUGACAUAGAAGAUUAUAUGGCUAAGGUUUAUACACGUAAGCUAUUUUAUGAAGUUCAAGAACAAUUGAAAGAGAGCUUCAAAUAUAAACUAGAACUUCUAAGAGAAAAUGCCACUCAUUGCUUGCUUAAGGUUAUGCGAAAGAACAUUGAUACUUGUAAAUCUCGUGAACUGACUUAUGAAAAAGCUUUUGAUUUUGCAUCAUGCAGUUGUAGAAAGUUUGAGAGUGAAGGCCUUCCAUGUCGGCAUGUUUUGUCAUAUUUGAUUAAAAUCCAAGAUGUUGAUAAAUUGCCUAUUCAGUACAUCUUGAAGAGAUGGACUAAAGCUGCAAGACAAAGUCUUGUGUUAGAUUCUGAUGGAAUGGAGGUAAAAGAUAACAAAGCUUUACUUGCAAGGAGGACUAAACUAUUCCAGCAUGCUAUAGAUGCAAUUGAUAAGGCAAUGGUGAGUGAUGAGGCUAGUCAGCUCUUUAUGGAAUGCUUGGAUGCGUUCUUGGAGAAUAUUAAAACAUUGAUUGGUAAUGAAAGUGGACAACGUGUAGUAGUUUUGGAGACCAAGAUUGAUGCUAUUUAG